This is a messenger RNA of Impatiens glandulifera, 2197 nucleotides long. RefSeq names its product serine/threonine protein phosphatase 2A 55 kDa regulatory subunit B beta isoform-like. The record is from RefSeq and is a predicted model, not a curated record. Lineage: Eukaryota; Viridiplantae; Streptophyta; Magnoliopsida; Ericales; Balsaminaceae. The transcript has 14 exons. Gene Ontology annotation, biological process: peptidyl-serine dephosphorylation. The coding region runs from base 226 to 1743 and encodes 505 amino acids. Gene Ontology annotation, molecular function: protein phosphatase regulator activity; protein binding. Gene Ontology annotation, cellular component: protein phosphatase type 2A complex; cytosol.
CUUCCACUUUCGCGCAACAAUUUUCCGGGAAAAUCGAGUGGAUAUUAUUGAAAGCGGCAGGGAAAGCAAACCAGUGUAUUUCUUCCUCUUUCUCUCUCUACUCUUCACUCUUCUUCUUCUUCUAGCAGAAAUUACCCGGUAGAUGGAAUCGGAAACCAUAAACCCAAAUAACCAAAUCUUCAAACAAGCUUGCGUUGCCGGAAAGUUAAAUUAGCUAGUACCCAUAUGACUUUAAGCCCUGAUUCUCCUCCUUCCUCCAUGGACUGGAAAUUUUCGCAGGUUUUCGGUGAGCGAAAUCCCGGUGAGGAAGUUCAGGAUGCUGACAUUAUAUCUGCAAUCGAGUUCGAUAAGACUGGUGAUUAUCUUGCUGUUGGAGAUCGAGGUGGCCGAGUUGUAAUUUUCGAGAGAGACACUGCUAAAGAUUCUCUACUUGGAGAUUACUCUCAAAAGCAGUUAGAGCAGCUGGAUUUUGUGGGUAAAAAGUCUCCUCCUUUUCGUUACAAAACCGAGUUUCAGAGUCAUGAACCAGAGUUCGAUUAUCUAAAAAGUUUGGAAAUUGAAGAGAAGAUCAACAAAGUGAAAUGGUGUGCAACGCCCAACGGGUCAUUGUUUGUUCUCUCAACAAAUGAUAAGACAAUAAAAUUGUGGAAGGUUACGGAUCAUAAAGUGAAAAAAGUGAAGGAUAUCAAGUCUAGCCCAUUAGUAAGCUCAGAAAAUGCACUUUUGGCAGAAGGUAGCUUUGCUAGCGGGGAAACACCACCUGAAAAUGGUAACUAUCUAGAAGGAACAGAGCAAAAAGACAGCACCUUAACAUCUUUUGAAGAUCAAGCCAGGAUUGCAGGUCUUGGUGAUACUGCGUCUGCUAGAUGUCGAAAGGUGUAUGCUCAUGCUCAUGAUUUUAAUAUUAACUCUAUCUCCAACAAUAGUGAUGGCGAGACAUUUAUAUCUUCAGAUGACCUUAGGAUAAACUUAUGGAACCUUGAGAUCAGUAAUCAGUGUUUUAACAUCAUUGACAUGAAGCCACCAAAUAUGGAGGAUCUUACAGAGGUGAUAACAUCAGCUGAAUUUCAUCCAUUUCACUGUAAUCUGCUGGCCUAUAGCAGUUCAAGGGGAUUUAUCAGGCUUGUAGAUAUGCGACAGUCAGCAUUGUGUGAUCAUAGUGCAAGAAUAUUACAAGAUGGAGAAUCCAAUGGCUCCAAAUCAUUUUUCAGUGAAAUUGUUGCUUCUAUAUCAGACAUAAAAUUUGCAUCGGAUGGAAGGAACAUAUUAAGUCGUGAUUAUAUGAAUCUAAAGCUAUGGGAUCUACGCAUGGAGAAUUCACCUGUUGCAAUUUAUAAGAUUCAUGAGCAUCUCCGGCCCAAGUUGUGCGAUUUGUAUACGAAUGAUUCCAUAUUUGACAAGUUUAGUUGCUGCAUUAGUGGAGACGGCCUUAAUUUCGCUACUGGGUCAUACAGCAAUUAUUUGCGUAUUUUUUCUUCCGGAGUUGGAGGUGCAGAAGGCUUGACACUGGAAGCUAGUAAAAAUCCAAGCAGAAAAUUGCCUCUCCAAGCUUCCUCAAGGAGAAGAUCGUCUAUCAGUAACUUGACAAGGGGGUUUUACCGACAAGCCCAGGAUAGUGUUAGCACAGGAGGCGCUGAAUUCUCAAGUAACUUGAAAUCUAAGCUGCAGCAUAUGGCUUGGCAUCCGAAAACAAACUUGAUUGCUUGUGCAACUGCCAACAGCUUGUUCCUGUAUCAAGCUUAGUUAUUUAAAACUCUGCUAGAAGAAUCACGAAUAGAAGCUUAUAAUCAUUAUCCAUUUUGUUUCGAAUGUUUGCCAAUCUCGAUUAGAUUUUGUUUCUUUUAUCUGAUUGAAAAACCCUGGUGACAUCUGAUCAAGUGUAUAUAUUAGAAACCCAGAAAGGCAAAAAGACAGUAUAGAAUGAAUCCAUGGUUGGUUGUUAAUGAGAUUGGUAUUUGGAACUCUGAAGGGGUAGGUUGAUGAUGAUGAUACAAAACAGGAAUGGAGGACGAAGAUGUGUUUUGUAUGUUGAUGUCUUAGAAUUCGGUUGUAUUGUUUUGUUGGGGAUGUCCUCUGUUAUUUUUGUAUUAGAAACCCGUAAGCAAGCUGAAUGUGUAAAUGCUCCUACGAAAUGAAUGAUUUUGUGUGAAUUAUAGAAAUGUUAUGCACUUAAUUUGAUCUUUAUAUUUAAACUUGA